Sclerotinia sclerotiorum 1980 UF-70 is the source of this 1671-nucleotide messenger RNA. RefSeq lists its product with no specific name. Gene Ontology annotation, molecular function: DNA binding. The coding region runs from base 1 to 1671 and encodes 556 amino acids. The transcript is spliced from 3 exons. The record is from RefSeq and is a predicted model, not a curated record. NCBI's taxonomy places the organism in Eukaryota, Fungi, Ascomycota, Leotiomycetes, Helotiales, Sclerotiniaceae.
AUGGAUCCUGAGCGCAAACCACUUACUAGAUGGGGAUCUAGAGAGCUUGCCAAGCUGAAAGAAAUAUUUCAUCGGUUGGAAAAUGGUAAAAUGAAGGGAGCCCAUCAUGGAUUCUGGCAGGAGGUCGCCGAUGAAUUGAACGCGUGCGGAUACGAUCGCCAGGCAGGUGCUAUUUACGCCAAAUGGAACCGUAUCAACAAGAGUGCUCCAUCAAAACAGGCAAAGAAAACCCCACAUACCAUAUGGGACAUCAGUGAUAGUGACGGCCUCCAAAAAGAAGAUGAGGAAGAUGACGAGGAUGUUGAAGAGGAUGUUGCGGAAGGUGAUGGUUUGCCUCUAGAAGAUCUCAAGGAUGAUGAUUCCAUACCGUGGAUGGAAGGAAACAACUGGUCGGAGGAAGAGGAUGCUAUUGCGUUCGAAUGCAUUAAGGGCCAACGAGAACGUGAGAAAGCACUGAAGCUUGAAGCAAUUACGGCAGAUGAAAUGUGGCGCAUGGUAUCAAAACGUCUUGCUGAUCUAGGGUUUUACCGAAAAUGUCCAAAUGUUUGCAGAUAUUGGAACACUAAGGGAAAAGAAAAGCAUAACUUUGAUGCAAGAACUCCAAGCGCCAUUGAAAAGGCCCAGGGUGAGGCUAUUUGUGUUUCUGAAGAACAACCUAAAAGGGCUGGGAAGCCUUACGGUGUGAAAUCGACAUUUCGCCAGGACAAGCCCUCAAGUUUGAUUCUUGAAAACCCAACUGAGAACUCUUCCCAGGCAAGUGCAAUUUCCGUAUUUUGGAAUGAUUUAAGGGUUGUUAACGUUACUUUUCAGCAAACUAAUCCUACUGCCGAGGCAAAUUUGAAAGGUGCACAGCCGUUAGAUCUUUCACCCCACCAGCAUGUCAUUUUAAUGGCUCAGUAUUUAAAAUACAAUCACUUAGAUAAUCCUGUGAUGAACAAACUACAAGAAGAAACUGGAUUGAGCAGGGAACAGAUCAAGGUGUUCUAUCGAACACAGAAAGCCACGGACAAGAAAGGAACAGAACCUCACAUGCAAACGGAGUUGCUAGCUGCUAAAGAAGUUUCCAUACCCAUUCUCGGUAAGCCGGAGCUUGGAGCAGCUGGAUCGAAGCGUCACCGUACCUCAGACAUUGGCUUUCAAUGUCACGAGGAGGAGGAACCGACUAAGAGAAUGCGCCACAGCUUGGGGCCGGGGGAGUUGGUCAGGAGCCAGCGUGUAGUUCCGGUUGAUUUGAAAGCUCAAGAGGAAAGUUCGGAUUAUCACCCUGCGGUAUCAGUACUGAGUGUAUCUUCUAACAACAAUCCGGCGGUAUCGACUAUCGAAGUCCAAGUACCUUCUCUCAAGCCUGAAACACAGCAGAUGGAUAUUCAAGACCACACAUCUCAGUUGAACGAUCAUUUGGAAAAAGAGCGACAAAUUCAAUUGCGGAAAAUCCUCGAAGCUGAGAUACAUCAUAAUCAGCUGGAACUCGCUAUCAGGGCUCACAGGGGAAGAGCUGCGGAGGAAAACAGGCUGCUUCAAGUCGCUAUUGACGCCCACAAAAAAAGAGCCAUUGCUGAGCUUGAAGCUGCAGAGGCGAAAGAACUGGAGCUUCAAGAACAAAAGGAAAUCAUGAAAAAUGCUAUGAAGAAAAUGUCGUUCGUUAACGCGCUUCUCGAUCCGCCAGCCUGA